This is a messenger RNA of Aspergillus welwitschiae, 2214 nucleotides long. Its product is annotated as ankyrin repeat-containing domain protein. Lineage: Eukaryota; Fungi; Ascomycota; Eurotiomycetes; Eurotiales; Aspergillaceae. The record is from RefSeq and is a predicted model, not a curated record. Gene Ontology annotation, molecular function: protein binding. Bases 58 to 1977 code for a protein of 639 amino acids. The transcript is spliced from 2 exons.
GUCUUAGUAUACUUGAAUCUUGAAGUUCAACGCCUACUCUCUGCUCGUUCCUUAAGAAUGCGCCUUCUUUCCGAAAGACGCUCCGCUACGGGCAGUUUCAUCAUCGAACUAGAAGAAUUUCCAGAUGUACCAUCUGAUAAGUACGCCAUUCUCUCUCACACUUGGGGUAAGGGAGAGGUUAGCCUCUACGACUUGCAAUCUGGACUCGCCGGGAAUAAACAAGGGUUUAAGAAGAUAAGAAAGUGCUGUGCCAAAGCGUUAGAUGAUGGAUUCAAAUACACGUGGAUCGACACCUGCUGUAUAGAUAAAACAAGCAGCGCCGAGCUAUUCGAGGCAAUCAACUCGAUGUAUCGAUGGUAUCAGGAAGCUGACAUAUGCUAUGUAUAUCUUGAUGAUUUUCAGUCGGAAUGUGACACAUCGAGUAGCCGAUGGUUUACGAGAGGAUGGACGCUUCAGGAAUUGAUUGCGCCACAAAGGAUGAAAUUUCUCAAUAAAGAGUGGAAAGAGCUUGGGACUAAGGAAAAUAUGCAGGCUCUCUUAUCCGGAAUUACUGGUAUUCCAAGCGACAUUCUCACAGGCAGGAAGGAUCUUGAAAGUAUCAGCAUUGCGCAAAGAAUGUCAUGGGCAGCACGACGGGUUACAACCAGAAUCGAAGAUCAAGCAUACUCUCUUUUAGGCAUAUUUGGUAUCAACAUACCACUAAUUUACGGAGAAGGAAAGAGGUCUUUCAUUCGUCUCCAAGAGGAGAUCUUAAGAGUGAGUGACGACCAGAGCAUUUUCGCUUGGAAGUCUCCUGGAGAGCAUCAUGGCGGGCUAUUGGCAAGCUCCCCCGGUGCAUUCCGAGACUCAGCCAACAUUGUUUCACAUAACGCUUUUUCCAGGUUGGACAAACCUAUUACUCAGAGCAACAAAGGGAUUCACCUGGAGCUUCGUCUGAUCGGAAAGGCUCCGGGACUGGCCCUAGCUAUUCUUAAUUGUAUCGAUCGUGCAAAGGGCGACCUUCUGGUCGCUUUAUAUCUCAGAGACCCUUUCAUGACAAUGGAGCAAUUCGAAAGAGUCCAAUGCACAGAGCUUAACUAUACAGACCUACGAAAAUACAAAUGCACACAGUAUCCCAUGAGAAGGAUCUGUGUCAAGCAACGCCGCCUGACAGAUCUAAAGCAGCAAGCCUUGUCAGAUGUUCAACUCAAUAUCUCUGAGAAUAAAUCAGUGGAGGACAUAAUCGGAGACCGAGAGCGUACUAAGCACAACUCGAUGGAGAAUAAUUGGGAAAUACUCAGUUCAUUCACAGCUAGAGGGGAUAUUGAUUCAUUAUGGGGAAGAUCACUGUUAUCAGAAGCAGCCUAUCAUGGCCAUGUACCCAUAGUGAAGCUUUUACUCGCUCGGGACGACCUUGAGUUCGAUGCUUGCGACAUAGAUCACCGAACUCCCCUUUCAUUUGCUGCUUCAGCUGGCCAUGUCUCUGUUAUCCAACUACUACUAGAAACGAGCAAAGUCAGUAUUGACUCAAGAGAUGUCGACGACCUCACCCCUCUCGCCUGGGCGGCCCAGAAUGGUCAUGAGAAGGCAGUGAUCUCAUUGCUUGAAAAUGGUGCUUACGUUGAUUCAAUGAAUGAUUGGUGGUGGAAGGCGGGGAUAUCAAUUCCAAAAGGAGAGAUACCAUUGAAAACAGCUUGUACACCACUGUGUUUGGCAGCAAGGAAUGGUCAUUAUGGAGUGGUGAGGCAGCUGCUGGCAAGUGGUGCUGAUAUCAACACAAUGGAUUUAUGUUCCGGCCGUACGCCAUUAUCUUUUGCGGCGGGAAAUGGCCAUAAUAAGGUGGUCCAACUUCUGCUAAGCAAGGGCGCUGGGGUUGAAUCCAAGGAUAUUCAGUUCGGCCGGACACCACUUGCAUGGGCAAUGGAGAACGGCUAUUCAGAAAUCGUACAGCGACUGCAAUCCGAAGGUACUGAUACGCACACAAAAGAUAAUCAAUGAGGCUGUGGCACGUCUAUUCCUUUCAGCACCUGUUUCUCAUCUAUUAUUAUUUUUUUUUCUCUAUUCCUCGUUCUAUCUUCUCAUCCUCUUCCUACUGAUUGUUGUACUCCCAAAUGUUGCAGGAUCCUACGUGAGCUCUUUGGGUUGUUCCCAUACAAUGUCAGGGUCUAAGCCUACUCACAAUGCUUGUUCAUGUUGCAUCUUAAUUUACGAGUGCUAUGUAGGUAAGUCGCUAAG